AAUUUCCAGCAGUUCUGCUGCAGUCCUGUCCUGUUGCUUGUAUUGCUUGCUGAGAAUGAUAGUUAGGAAAUGAUUGUGCAGGCCCUAGCACAUAGCACCAUUGAUCUGUAGAUCGUAUUUGCCAGAAUUGCAACAACAUCACGGCAUCAUGCUGCUUUGUUUGUUCAACAUCAUGGUUGCAAAUAGGCGAUCACAGAAGGGGCUUCGUGGCCCUCCUUUCCCAGCUCUCCACCUGCCCAGAUCUCAGUCAUCUCACUGCGUCCGUGUUUGCCUCGCACGCAAGCUCGCGGAGGGAGCAGCGGCAGCAGGACGCAUCAAGAGGGGACCGUCCGUCCGCCCGUACAGCCUCAGUGAGCGGAACCCUGAGGCCAAGGCAUGGGCGUGCCGCUCUGUCUGCCCCCGCCCACCCUUCCAUGCUGCUCCUGCAGUGCUGGACUCAUUGGCACACUCAAGCUCGCGGCUGCACCUUCGCCGUCCCCCUCCGCGACGCAGUUGCCGCUCUCAGGCGCCCGUCGGAGGUGCGCCGGCGUGGCGCAGGCCGCCGGUGAUGGGGGCGACGGGGAGGCGGGUAAGAGCGGUGCAGCGGCGUUCUUUGAGGAGGACAGGGUGGUGGAGGAUAUGGACGAGUACCUCGACUACCUGUCCCUCGAGUACGACUCCGUCUGGGACACCAAGCCUGUUUGGUGUCAACCUUGGACAAUCUUGCUUUCUGGAACUGUCGCAGCUGCUUGUAGUUGGGUGGUACUCCAAUCCAUUGUGAUUACUGCAGGAGUUUCUUUUGUAAUAUGUGCAUGGUGGUACAUAUUUCUAUACUCAUACCCUAAGGCAUACACCGAGAUGAUAGCAGAGAGAAGAAGAAAGGUAGCCAGUGGCGCUGAAGAUACCUACGGAAUGGAGAAAAUCCAGUGAGGAAUUUCCAGCAGUUCUGCUCUAGACCUGUCCUGUUGCUUGUAUUGCUUGCUGAGAAUGAUAGUUAGAAAAUGAUUGUGCAGGUCCUAGCACAUAGCACCAUUGAUCUGUAGAUCGUAUUUGCCAGAAAUUGCAAUAACAUCAUGGCAUCAUGCUGCUUUGUUUGCUCAAAUCU
Messenger RNA from Phragmites australis (common reed), 1084 nucleotides. RefSeq lists its product as uncharacterized. The record is from RefSeq and is a predicted model, not a curated record. The coding region runs from base 376 to 909 and encodes 177 amino acids. The transcript has 3 exons. Lineage: Eukaryota; Viridiplantae; Streptophyta; Magnoliopsida; Poales; Poaceae. Gene Ontology annotation, cellular component: chloroplast.